AUGACAGUUAUAUCUAAAUCUAAGAUUCUUCCAUGGGCCGACGUUUUCCCGCAGAUCGAAGAAAUCGUCUCAAACCAAACUGACACGCCCUUCUGUGUAAGCAUCCCUUAUGGACUCCAACUACAGAAGCAUCUCUGGAAUCCUGAGCGCUUGCGAGUUGUAAGACACGUUAAAAGCGGUACUGGACACAGCUUUAUAUCUCAUCACGGUGUCGGAAAGAAUAACGAAAUAAACAUCUGGAACUUUUCGAAGGAAAAACAGCCCGGAAAUUUAGCAGCUGGCAUCCAAUCAGUCUCCACAGAUCUUAUGUUUCUGCAUAUUUUGUUUUCCCAGAGAAGAUGGGUUUAUAUCACAUAUUGCAAUGAUAUGUCCAUGAGAGUUUUUAGCGCUAAAUUUCAUCUGGUGUCUACCACAUCGGUAAAAAAAACAGUUCUCAGCUUAGCGUACAAUGAAAUAAGAGAUGAAAUCAUCACUGGAAUCGCCGGCGGAAUAAUGACAUGGAAGUUCUCUGUUGGUCAACAAGAUCCCUUAAUUCCCGGCCAGUUGAUAAGCUGUUCUUUCGAGCCGUUUGACUGGGUUAUGUCACUGACAAUUGAUAAUAGGUCCCAGCAGAUAUUGGCAAUAUCUGAUGUGAGGAUAUCCAUGAUAUAUCUCCACAGUAACCAAGAGAGAUGCUUUUUUCAAAAGAAAUGUGACUUUUCCUUCACCACCUGUGCGUUUUACAACCCUGCCAGUUACUUCAUCACAGGUAAGACAAAGGCAUGACGGAAAACCGCCUUCAUUAACACAUUAGCUCGUUACAAAUGCAUGCUAAUCAGCUGCUUUUCGAAAGACCACCUUCGAAUCUGGUUACCAAAGAGGUCGAUUAGACUCCUGACAUUUCUUUCUUUAAUUGAUCUUAAUAUCCUGGUUGGUGUCGUCAGAGAUCACUGAACACUUUGCUUUGGUAUCACUCAAUUCGAGUUUCUAUUACGGUUCAGUUUGUUUCUAAAAGUUAUUUUACUCUAUUAUGCAGAAAGAUUUAAAUGUUGGAGUGCUCUUAAUACAUCGAGCAAAGAUUGAUUUUCUACACAUCUCGGUGAACUUUUUCUUAUGUAGCGUAACGACUUGUAUUGUCUCUCCACAAGGGAAGAUGAGGUAGCUUGCGAUCUUUCACUCUCUAUCAUCAACGAUAUUUUUAUUUAGGUGACAAAAAUGGAUCAAUUCGAGCCUGGAGCACGAGUGUUAACAGUUUUCCUAUGGUAACUCAAUUUCUAGGUGAGUUAAAAUCACAAACGACGUCCAUUUGUUGUAAUGUAAUAACAGAAGAUCCACUGUUACUCUUUUAAUCACAAUUCUAUAAUGACCCACUCUUCCCGUUAAUCUUGAUUUUCGAGGAGACGCUAUUAGCGCUAGUAUUAGAUUAAAAAAUUAUCCAUGUUACCAUGUAGGACACACAUCUGAGAUCACAAAGCUCCUGGUUCAUCCAGAAGAACCACUCCUAGUGUCCAGUUCCUUGGACAAAACCAUCAGGAUAUGGAACUUCGAUACGUGCGCACAGACUUUCAAAUUGGAAACAGGUGAAGAGGUGAUCAGUAUGAGCCUACUCAGUGACGACCUAUUGUACUAUCACUCGGAUCAUCACAUCAAAAUAUGGAGUCUUAACUUAUUUCACAGUCUUUUUACUGCUCUGAGUUCGAAGAUUAGAAUAUGCAUCAGAGUGAAAUCCCCAGGGUACCCCUGUCGGGUAUUGGUUCUUGCUGAGGACGGUGGGGUGCGGCUGGUGUCUCCAGUUCAUGGAUACGUGCUGACAACUCUCCUGCCCAUCACAACCAUGACGACUGAUGUAAUGGACGUGGCUCAUGAUCCCAGACAAGAGAAGAUUUACCUGGUGCUAGGAACCAGAGAAGUUUUGGUGUUCGCGAGUGACACAAACCCGUGUUGGUAAGGCACCCACCAAUGAGAUUGUUAGUAUUGAGAAACCACAUCAUUAAGCGCCGCAGCAAAACGUCUUAAUGCUUGAAAGAAAACUUCUACACAAAAAGUGAAAAAAAGUUGGUCAUGAAAAUCACCUGAAAUGCCUGAUUAACAAAAAAAAAAAAAAAACAAAAAGGAAAACUAUGAAUUACUUGAUUGACUUAUUGAUACCCUUUAAAAAACGCAAGGGACAUUACGAAGGACACAAGGGUGAGUUCUUCGUCUCCAACCGAAAAUUGCCAUGUUUAAAAUAUAUACAAUUCAGAACAAAAUAGAAGAGUAUUCACAUAGUAUGCGUCGGCCGGGAAUCGAACCCGGGUCAACUGCUUGGAAGGCAGCUAUGCUCACCACUAUACCACCGACGCUCACACCUCAGAACUAUAUGUGUAUGAAAUUAAACUGUGGGUCGUUAUGCGAACCGACCGAAUUUACCAAAACAUGUUAAGCAGAUUGAGCACAAAUGAAGAGAGAUUUGAAGGCUGUGCCUGACCUAUCCAUAUCCGGAAUAUAACCAAAGCUUCAGAAGCGUCGACUCUUUUCAGUCAGCAUAUGCAGUUAAAUUAUUUUAAAUUGCAAAAUAGCGGAACAAAUUUGAUUCUAAACAAAUACAAGAUGUUUUAAAGCAUCAGCGAAGCCUUAUUUAAGUUUUAUCGACAAAUCGUGCCAGGGAAAAGGGUAGAUAAAAAAAAAUAAGAGGAAAGCUUAUAUGUUAAUCAUAGAUCCCAGGUCCCACCGAGAUUUGAACUCGGAUCGCUGGAUUCAGAGUCCAGAGUGCUAACCAUUACACCAUGGGACCUACCUGUCUUCUGCUAAUCAUAAUCAUAAUCAAAAUAGAUUGAAUACUUCACGCUUUGUGAUCGGUUGUUGCCACUUUCAAAGCCCUUUCAGAGCCCACCUCAUGUCAAUUAAUUUUUUCCUCCUUAUUUUGUCGAACAUGGUGCUCAGGGUUGAAAAUGCUUGAGAAAUUUUCCGGAUUAAGAAAGUGAGAAAAGUCCGGCCAAGAUGAGAGAAUUGUAGGAAAAGAGUUCUUAGCAACCCACGUUGAUACAGGAACAAAGUUUUCCAUUCAACUCAUUUUCAUUGCUUUUCAUGGCAUAAAACAUAAGAUUCACAUUUACAUGAGUCAUAAAAUGAUCUCGAGUUUCAUUUUGUAUGAAAAAGCACGAUUAUAUUUUUUAGACUAACAGGAAAGAAAAACUCAUUAAUUCCUUUUGUUCCAAAGAACACGAGAAACCGUGUAACUACAUCUUAAGAAUAGACAUGAAAAAGGGUAGAAUGACAGUCAAACAGAUGAAAUUUUAACAGCGCGCUCUGUUACUUGACGGUCCAACAGAAGACUUAUAGUAUGAAGGUAGUUAAACGAGGGCCGUUUCUCUCCCCAGUGCACAUCAGUUGUGGGUGCCAGAUAGCCCUGAUGAAGGGGUUUGCAGCCUAGCUCUGGUUAAUGCUGAGUUUGCCCUUCAUGAAAAUGAACUACCUUUGCAGUCAGGGCUACUCUUUGCAGGACAUUACGAUGGACAGAUAUCACUCAUAAGCGGCAAAGGUAAAACAGUACUCAAAACAUGAAGAAGUGUGAAUUGGAAUAAUUUGAUCGUCGCUCAAAAUAUUUGACCUGUUCAUUACCUUUAUGUUGAUUAAUUCCUUAGGAAAGGAAUAUUGCGAAUGUAAUAAUCGUUUUCAAUCAGUUCGCAGAUUAAGUGUGUGUUAAUAACAGAUUUGAAUCAUCUUUUGUUGUCACCGAGUAACCUUGCCAUCUAAUAUAUUUUUGUAAAGCUUGCCUCUUUACCCUCAUAUCGAGAAUAAUAAUGAAUAGUUAUUCGUCGGUGUAAUUGUGUGAUGCUUCUCUUUCGUGUCUGUUAGAUAUUUACAUGAGAGAGAACAUCCAAGCCCACCAAGGCCAGGUUACUUUCUUGAGAGUUUCUGCCUCUUGCUCGGAGUCACGCGACAGUCUUGCGUCCCGUGAUCACCUGAUUUCAUGCGGUACAGACUGCACGGUUAGAAUAUGGCGGCUUAUCCACUCCGAAAGAAAUCAAGUAUCUAUUCUUCAAGUUGCACUCGUGAAAUUGCUUCGGGCCCCAAGAGAUCUGGCCAUGGCAGGCAACACCUUAUGCAUGGCAAUGGCUGACAACAACGUUAUUAUGUGCAGGUUUAUUUUCCUAUGUUUUUUGGGACUGGUGUAGAGGGAAAUUAUGCAUUGAAACUCUGAAAUUACUUUAAAACACAAGGUGUAAAGUGAUACUUAGAACAAAACGAAUAUUGUAUUUUUUGUCAAAAGCCUCUUUCCUUUAAGAAUGUAGACAGAUAUUGUAAAGACGGUGACUCAAGCUCAAAACAAAAUUUCCCAUUUAUUUAAAAUUGCAAAACAGCAGAACAAAUUUGAUUCUAAACAAAUACAAGAUGUUUUAAAGCAUCAGCGAAGCCUUAUUUAAGUUUUAUCGACGAAUCGUGCCAGGGAAAAGGGCAGAUAAAAAAAAAAAUAAGAGGAACCAGGUCCCACCGAGAUUUGAACUCGGAUCGCUGGAUUCAAAGUCCAGAGUGCUAACCAUUACACCAUGGGACCUACCUGUCUUCUGCUAAUCAUACAAAUGUUUUUUUUUAAAUAGAUUGAAUACUUCACGCUUUGUGAUCGGUUGUUGCCACUUUCAAUUUCCCACCUCAGAUUAAACAAAGAAUUUGGUGAGAAAGUUUACUUUAACGAGAGAUGAUAACAACUUGUGGAUGGUUUUUUUUCUGGUUAUCUCUCCAGAGUGCAGGCAGACAGAAAAAGUAACACCAACAAUGGUGACGCUGUCAAAAAUUCCCAUGAAUUCCUAAUGCAUUCCAAAGAUGAAGGACACUCUGCAGUCAUCAAUGGGGUAAGACAUAAUGAUGAAUUUAACGAUACGAAUUGAUAGGAAUUUGGGCUCAUUUCGCAGUAGAAAUGCCAAUACUAAAACGGAAGGCAGCGUUUCCAAGGCAAAGAUACUGCGCUCUUUAGUUCAAUUCGCCUUUCACCCUGUCUUCUGAGUCAGCAGCUUCAGCUUAGCGCGACAUGAUUAAGAAUUCCGAACCGAACCUGGUGUUUUGUAUUCUUGUGAGCAUUACUGGCUCUUAUUAUCCAACUGCACAAAGUUCAGUACAGUACAAAUAAAGUGCUAAUAGAAAUAAAAUAUCCUGCGAUAUUGUACGGUUAUUUGGAAAGUUGGUUAUUUUGUACUGUAAAAAAAGCCUGUUUAACCAGUCGGCCGCGCGCGCUACGCUUCUCUAUCCGCUUUGUUUUUCCCGCCCUAUAAGAAAUGUGCAAAAAGACUCAGCAGAGAAAAAAAGCAGUUGGAUAAAAUGUAAACAACGAGUAAAAAAAUACUCAGCAAUACUACACACCAAAACGUCUAAUAAGACUUUUUAUUUAAUGGCUGCCAAGGUUCUUUGUUCAGUUUUACAAUGCUGUAGACACAAGGAGUAGCUUAGGAUGACCCAAAAUCCCAUCCAAAGGGUACUUGUGGCAGUAACUAGUUUAUUAAUGUCCAACUGCAUAAAGUAGAGAACAAAUAUCCUGCGAUAUUGUACUGUUGGUUACUUUGUACUGUCAAAAAACCGGUUUUACUGGUCGGCUGUGCGCGCUACAGAUCUCCAUCUGCUUUUCUUUUCCUGCCUUAGCAAAAAUCAGCAUAAAAUAAAGUAGUCGGAUGAUAAAUAACUUAUUAGACAUUUUGGUGUGUAGUAUCGCUUACUACAUACCAAAACGUCUGGUAAGAUAUAUUUCUUCCACUUGAAUUUAGAACUCACCCUCUCGCUCAAAUAAGUCCCUUUCUCGGAGCGGUGUUUGCUCUAUGUUUAAUUGACCCACAGAAUCAAACACAUGCAUAAAUAAUGAGGUUGUUGAAGCUAAAUGGCUUUCGUCGACUCUUAAAACUAAACCACGUUACUGACAUAUGUACAUGUCUUUUUUUCCAAAAGCUAUCAUGUUGUUCGACGCUGGGUUUAUUUGCAACAUCAAGCGAGGAUCAAAGCGUCAAGAUUUGGAACACCGACAAUCAACUAGUACGAGAAAUGUGUUUUGACGAAUCUCUAUGCGGGGUUUGCUUUGCAAACUCACGAGGUGACAUACUAGUGGGUUUUCAGUCUCAUAUCAGCCUGGUUACCAUCUUGAACUAUUUGCCACUCUCAUAUUUAAAAAUCUUGUCCAGAAAGAGCAUCGAAAAUGACCCUUUUGAGGAUUACGUGCAGUUCAAUGAUCUGUUGAAAUCUUGGUACGAUCCCCAACGUGUUCCACGAAUGCCUCUCAAAGCCGACAAACGACGGCCACUAGAACUUACAGAAAUAAAGAAACCGAAGAAACGGAAGAAGGUACAAGUUGGUUGAAUUCUUUACUAUAAGGUUCUCUAUUACUUUAGGAGGAUUUUCUCCUAUUCGAUCCAUAAUCAUUUUUUUACGGUGUAAAUGACUCCGACAACAUGUCAGAUUUUACUGAAAUUUCUAAUGAAACUAAAACACCAAAAUGGAAUGAUGGAGAAAUUCAUAACUUUUUUAAGAUGGUUUCCCGUACUUCUGCGGGGAUUCGCCGAUCCAUCCACGAUUCUUAUUUUUGCGGAGAAAUCACCGAUCUUCUGUGAUUUCCUCCGACAAAUAUAACAAUCCCCAGCAAAACAGAUACUUACAGCAGACCAAGACAGUGGAACAAAAGUAUAAAUAUAUGGCGUGAGUUCUUUUUGACGUUGUCUUUAACGCAGUAAUGUUUUUACAAAAUGCGACCAAUGGUAAGGAGGAAAUGUUUCGAACUUCUUAUAGAAAGAGCCCGUGAUUGAAAAAGCAAAACAAGAGGAUGGGGAGGGACAGGAUCUGUUUCAGAAGAGGAGGCAGUCUAGAAAGCUGUCCACUCAGGUAAGGGAAUUCUACGAGAAGCAGAAAAUGAUUCAAGGUAAGUGUUCACUAUGCUUUGCAUUUUUGACAAAACUCCACAUAGAGUUUUGGUAAACGAGUAUUCUGAUAAAGCGUUUUUUAACCUUUUGAUCUCUUGUGAUUACCCCAAGAAAAAUUCUAUAAAUAUCUUCUUUGUUUAACAACAGGCAGUCUUAACUCAAAAUGAUACGAAUGAAACCUGUUACAAACCUGUUUCGAAUAAAGCUGAUUCGUAGCUGACGUUAUCUCUAAGAAGUCGGCCGAGGAUGGUAUUUGAUUUACUCUCAUAGAGCAUUUGCUCUGUUUAACUUCCUGAAGACAUUAAUAUUAAUCCAAGAUAAUCAUCCUAUAUAAUACUGAUCUGCUGAUCUAACCGGUCCAACCGAGUACAUUAUUCCUUUGGUUGUGGUUGCUAGUACCUCAAAUACAUGUUACAGUUUGUUCUGAUCUCGAAAAUAAAAAACGCCUAAAUGAUCAAGUUAUCCGCUUCUAUCUGCUCCAUCCUUAACCGAUAUCAGUCGUUCUCAGUUUCAAUUAAUUCUGUUCCUCUGUUCGUUGUAGAUAUUUCCAAACCAAUAUUAUGAAGAUGUUACCUCACAUUUGGGCUGAACUUACACGUCGAAGAAAAAAAGGCCUUAAAGUAUGUCUCAAAUGUUUUUGUUCUUUUUUUAAGAUUCACGUGAUGAUGGCUCUAAGGCGGUUUUCCAAAAAUUCUUCAAAAAAAUCACUGGCGGAAAUGGUGAACGGCAUUCUGGUAAGUGUAAAGCUUAAUCCUAAAUAAGUACGUUUUUUCUAAGUGUGAAUGUAGCUUCAUGAAAGUGUCCUCUGUGGUGCUAAAGUCACGGUUCUCUUUUUACGGUCACGGCAUCAACGUAGGCGGUGUGAUGUAUGCCUAAGUUUGGGUUAGAACUGACAAGGAAGUACUUUUGCAAGUUAAAUGUGUCAGAAAAAGCUUAAAAAAUUAUCUGGAAAAUCUUAAUUUUCAAAUACUGCUUCCUGUAAAUGCCGAUGCAUUCAUUGGUCCAAAAGUCUGGCGGCCCCGUACCAGUUAAUCAGAUUGAAAACUAAAACCAGCUCUUGAAGGUAUUCGCUUGUACUCAGUUUGUAGUUUUCAUAGGCUUUUUGUGAUCAGGUUUCUCUUUGUUCUGAUUAGCCUUCGUGGUAAUCUUUGGCGUAAAAGGUGACUGUAAAACUGUUUUUAGAGCAGUUUCCGACAGCACAGUCAAGAGUUCCGCGAUAAAGUUCUAAGUCAAACUUUUUAUCACGUUUUGAUGUUACCGUAAUGAUCCUCAACAAUGACGAAGAGGGAAAGAAGGUCGAAUUCCUUAGCCGCAAUACAGAAACUUUUCAAAAUGUCACAAUGCUUAAUUCUCGAGAAGUCUGAGACGCGACUCGACUUGAACUCCAUUGAAAGGCUUUGAAACGCAAAUCUGUGAAGAUCGUCUGCGGAUACAAAGGGAGAUUCCGGAAAUUUCACGCGGAACGAUUUAUUUUACAUCUAUCUUCUCUAAAAGGAUAGACAGAAACAAUGUGGUGGAUUCAAUGAAUGCAGCUCUUUUUCAUUACAGGAAAAGCAAGAUGAGUCAGCCAAAAUGGAGGAUAGUCAAAAUUGGCAAACUCCAUUGCCAUUACCUGAUGAGAAAGAGACCCCUAAAAAAUAUUGGCCGUGUGCUCCUGACGGCUAUAUCCCAAACUCCGUUAUUCGCAAAUUCAUCAAACCGAAGCCUUUUCCUGAUCAUGAAAGGCUGAUUUCGAGACACAAACGCCAUGUAACAAGUAAUGCGAAGGUGAAAGAGGAGGAAGAUGAGGAAACAGAUGAGGACCUUAGAAUCACCGGUGAGACAGUAUCAAUGCUUACUUUAUCUGUGGCAUAUACUCCGCGUACCUUUGGCAGGUGUUAAUGUGAUAUGAUGUAUUAUUUAGGCACUCUAAAGGUAACCAUGAAGUUUAAAAGAAUAACCAUAUUGCAAUGAAGCGAAGAGGGAGAAAAUACUAUAUAACUGACGAGUCACGCCUUCAAGAAGUCAUAAGAGUCGCUUUAGAAUAGUUUGAAGACGAAUUAUCUAAUAUUUGAUACUCUCUAGGGACUCGACUUUUAAAAAAUAAUAUCGUAACCAAGGGUAAUUUUUCUAUGAAUAUUCCUCCUGAAGACUUUUGGACCCUCUGGAAAGCAUUACAAACAUCUCUUGUCAAACAUAAAGCGCUCGAAGAAGGAUUUAAGAGGGACGAAGAUGAGCGAGGCAAGGCAAAAAGACGGAGAGUGUCAAAAAGAAAUGAAUCUAAGUUAGGACGUCGUUUGCCUUCAAGGCCUCAAGCCGGAACAUCAACCAGGUAUUUUUAGUUCUCCGACAUCAUGGGCCCCACACUCAGUUAUAAUUAAAGGCAGCUAAGCCACUUCCUCUAUCUCCGUUUCUUCUUUGCAACUACUGACCGAAGAGCAUCAAUGUACACCAUCAUGCAUAUCAACCUGACAAUUCUAUCACCGGUCUAUCACACACUAUCAUUUAGCAAGAGAAUACAAAUAUCUUGCUUUUAGGACUUAACUAUUAUAUUCAUCCUUUAAAUUGUUGCUUGACGAUGAACUUUCUCAGAUCUCGUUCGUCAAUAAGUUGCUGUUAAGUUUGUUAGAUUGUAAGUUCCUGGGUUCAAAGUCAAAAGCUGAAACUGAAAAAAGUUUCCGACAACUUCAAUAACAUGUGUAAAAGUACGCUACGGUAAGACAUAAGUAUAAGUUAUAACAUGAUUUCGAGUGAAAUUUAGUGUUAAUAAGCACAAUUAAAUUUUUCAAAGACGACAAAAUUGCGGGCGAGUGCAAUUUGUAGUCUUCGAAAUAUUUGCAAGUGCAUAAGUACACCAAAUUGUACUCGAAAUCAUGUUGUGGCUUAUUGAUAAUGUAUACUUAGGAAACAUCACAGAAAGUCAAGACAGACGAAAUUUCGACAGUACGAGCGCGCUAUUUUUAAUUUGCACCUGUGUUACAAUAUAUGAAAAAUGUACUCGUUUUUAGCCAAUCAGACGCGAGUAAUUUUUUCAUGUAUAUUAUUAUUCCGAAAAAUAUAAUAGCUCUACGACACUCAGGUCUUGUUCCAUUGAACUCAACCGUUUUAGGUUGAUUUCAAUUUCUCAUGUUUUAUUGAGAUUAAACCGUGAUCGGUUGAUCAUCUUUGUCAUGCAUAUGCCAUCAAGUUGAAAAGACUGAAAAAGCAUGAAUAUAAAUCGUGAUAAUCGUAUUUGGUAGUAAAUGAAAGAUAACGAUCAUCUAGGGACAAUAAUGGAAAUAUUAGCGCCCUGCAUUUCCAAAGAACACGCUAAUAGCAACUGGCUCUCGACACCUCAAUGUUUUUACCCUGAGUAUGUCCCUCUACAGUAGUUGCAUUUCGGAAGGAAACUCGUCUAAAGCGAUCAGUUUUGUGGCUUGUUCUUUCUAAUUACAGAUAUAAUUUAUCCACGUUAAUGCAAUAACUUUUCCGCUUCGGCUCUCAGUUCUCUUGAAUAGAAAAGUGCUUUUUUUCAGAAUGAUUAUCGUAAGUUGGCAGAGUAGAAAUGUUGUAGUUUUUCCAUUUUUUUCCAAGCUUGAAGGCUGUUCCACGUUUCCUCAAAUACGAACAGAAAGUGUCUUUUGUUUCAUCUGUAGACUCAACACUGUCUUCUCUUUAACGCUUCGGAGGUAGGAACAGCAUAUCACGAUAAAAAACAGAUAGCGCGGAUACGUUCAGUCAUAACUAAUCCAAGGAUAUAGCACGAUAUUUUUUCAUGUUUUAUGAAAUGCGGAAUCAACCCUACAGAACCUUUCAAAGCUUUACAAAUUAUGUCGUUCAGUUCAUAUCCUUGACUCUCGUUUUACGCUGCUAGUAAAGAGCCGCUGGCAAACGUUGAAGAGGACCACGGAGAGGAGGAAAUGGAAGAGGAAGAACUAGAUGAAGAAGAACAAGAACAAGAACAAAAGGAAGAAGAAGAAAUGGAAAAGGUCGAAGAAGAAGAGGAAGUGGCAGAACAGGAAGAAUCCAACAAGUCGAGUCCAAAGAGCACUUCAGAAAGCAGUACUAUGUGCUCACCUAUGGAGAUUCAAGAAUCACCAGAACUUUUUUUUGAGGAGAGUGACGAAGAGGAAACUGACAUAGAUGUAUUCCGUUCUCCUUUCAGCGAUACUGAUAGCGUGGAUAGCGUCAUGAGGGUAAGGAGUCAACUAAAAAAUAAUUUUUUUUUAGUACAAAAAUUCUUUCCUUAUGUUUUGAUGUUGUCAUAUCAUUCUGUUGUUCAAGUUAACUGUCGUUCAAACUAGUGAUGAGAAUUAGUAAUUGGCGUCGUCUUAGCGCCAUAGUCAAGAAGACUAUGCAAAUUGUGAUUUAAGUUUUUCUGUUCACUCGGUAUUCUCCACUCAUCUAAACCCAUUCCCUUACCUGUCCUUGCUCCUUGCUGAUGAUCUCCCCACCCUUUCACCUUCCAAACCCUUGUAGUCAACGACAUAACUGAUAAUAAACAUUAUUAUUUGAAUUCCCUCCUCCAGCUUGAGAUCAAACCCUAUACGAAUUUGCUUUCCCGCAUUAAAGGCAAGGAUUGGUAUCCAACGUUGCAGAAAAAGACACUUCCCACUGUAGAUACAGUUUUAGACGACAUGGUGAGCGCUUUGAAAACAGAGAAUUGUGGAGAGUACAUUAAGGACAUCUGUGAGAGUUUUAAGAAUAUUGAGAGGUAAGGGCGACAAGAUGAUGAAGAUCUCUGUGGCAGCGACAAGAUUUGAAAAGAUCGCGUCGAUAAUCGUUACAAUUUUACAGCCAUCAUUUGCCAAGUGACGCUAUUCAUCACAUUUUCUGCCCACAGAGAGUUUGGAAUUCCUGAUGAAAAGAUGAACGAAAUACAGAAACAGUUCAUUAGGAUGACUUCUAGUGAGAACCCAUCGAUCCGUUGGGCAGCAGUGUGGGCUCUAGGUCAAUUAAACGUUCACCGCAAUGAUGCGUAUCUUUCCUUAGUGCGCAGGCUCGUAGAUGAUGACAAGAACACCCGAAAACAGGCAACAAAAGUUCUUAAAGAUCUUACAGGUAUUUCAAGGUAGAACGAAAGCAGCGAUCGCCAUUAAAAUGAAACAUAACAUUUGUAUGCUAGUGUCUACUGUAGGCUUUAUUUUCAACCCAGCAUGUUCGAGUGUUUUUCUCUAAAGUUUUGGUGCUUCGAAAACCUUUGUUGUUUGGCAGAUAAUUGAAGAUGUGGAAGCAAUGUUUCGCGCGUGGAGGCCGUUCUGUAGUAGAGGUUUUUUUUUUUUUUUAGGAUUUAAACUUCGGGAACAAAGAGUUCUGACCCGUUCUGGUUACCACUUGUCUUCGCAGUUCAUGAUGUCUAUUUAAAUAGUUUAAAGAGAGACACAGAGAGAGCAAGAUUCUAUCUCGCCAAAUUUUCCGGCCAAGGCUCGAACCCAAACCUUUCGGUGCUGAAUCUAGCGCUGUUUUAUACCCACUGAGGCCACAGAGGCAAAAGAGGUUCAACAGCAAUGAGAUUAUUCUAUAACGGGCAGUUCACGGAAGGCAUCUUCCUUCUGAUCCUCUGCAGGUGUGGACACAAAGGAAGGCCUUUGUCGCCUAUUAAUAAACACGGGAGUAGUUAAUACCUACCUACCGUGCAACGACAACGCCGUGUUGCUUGAACUGGCAGAAAGACUGAGAAGCAAAUACGGGCAAAAGGCAAACGUAACAGUUGUAGAGGAAGACGAUGAAGAAGUCCCUCCCCCCAGUGAUCUCAGGAACACAGAUCUCAGGAACACAUUAAAGAGAAAACCUUUUAAGGCCAACUUCGAGCAACCAAUAACCAUGGUAAGUAACUUUUGGCUCAUUUGUUGGCGUUGAUAAGUUGUGGUCUGUCUGUUUCAGCUGAUUAUAAAUUAUAAAUUGAUAAAGGUAGAGAAACAACCGUAGAUAAUUUGAAAAGCUAAAGUCUUGAGUGAAAGUCUUUAGUCUAAGUAAAGCCUGUCUUUUUCUAUCUGUCAAUCUGUGCACCUGUAAAGUAAUUUUCUGGAAGGAAUUUGAACUAUAAAUUAUCCAUACACGUAAAACAACCUAUAAGUGUUGGUCAGUAUAGUGUGUAUUAUUUUAUCAUUGUUGCAUCGAUGCUAAAUCAUCUAUUUUUUUCCUAAAUAAAAACUGUUUUAAUUGCUUCACACUCCUCACAGAAAAAGCGACCAAGAGAAGUUCCUGUCGAGUUUCGCAAGCACUCCAUAUUCGAAAGACCACCGUCUUUGGCGGAUACAGACAAAUUCAAGGCUAUUUUAGCGGAAUCGCAUUUGGGAUGUAAGUUGUUACAGAACAUGGAGCCAUCUAGACGUGGCACCAUCCACAGCCAAACACUAAUAAGAGCGAAAGAUGUAAAGGACUCAUUGAAGGUUGGGGUAGGUAUCAUGUGCCUAAUAUAUGGCUCGAGGCGUCAGUGAUCGUUUGGUCCAGUUUCCAGAUAAACAUCCCGAUCGCUUGAAUAGGAAACAAGACGAUUGCUUCACUUUUGUGAUGUAGUCUUGCUGUUUAUUAAAGAUACCUCUUUAAACUUGUCGGUCUAUUGAGGAUUUAAGAUCAAAAGAAAACGAAAUGCACGUUAUCAUAGCGAGACGAAAUGGAAUUAACUCUCAUCUCCAACCAUGCCUAUUCAAUAUGUGUUGCGAUUGAAACGCUAACGAUUAUGCAAAUGAGAAAAAAGGAGAAUGUUCAUAUGUACAUAUACUCCAUUAGACGUGUGAAAGAACGGGCAAACGAUAAAGGUCGUCGUGGUUGUCAAGGAAAACGACUAUGGAUCGCAUUUUUUCUCUGCCUGGGAACUGUCAUUUUUUCACACGCCCUCUUCUUUACUCGUUCUCGUUUUGCUGGUACAGACAAUAAGGUUACCUUCUCUUAGGUUUGUCCUUGACCGGUGCAAUCGGUCAUCAUUCUUUCUUAUGAUCUCGUAAAAAACGAAAGGCAAUAACAGGGCAAGAAUAUUUUGUCAACUUUACUAAUCAUUAGUAGCUGAACGACUGGGUUCCUCCCAGAGAUUAUUUUUAUGUGUUUCCAAUAUUUUCUUUAAGGAUUGAAAAAAUAAAGCCCUAAGUUGAUUUAUAUUACUUUAAGAACGUAAUUAAUUGCGCGCUGGUUUCAUAUAGAUUCAUUCAUUCUUCCUGUGCUAUAAGUUAUAUAAAAUAUCGGUCUGGUUCUUUUCUUUAUUUUUUUCGCUAGGGAGCCAGUGUUUCAUCACCAGAACUAGAUCAAGAAUUGCGCAGGAAUGGUGACGAAAUGCAGAGAGGUAUUGUUGAAUUAAGUAUAUUGAGUUAUUUUCGGUCUAAUGAUGAGUUUAUCACACCGAGCAUUCUGGGUCUAUUACUUUGCUAUUACUUAUCCACCGGAUAAGUAAUAGCAAAACGUAUAGCGUUAUCCACCGGAUAGAGUUCUAUCCAGUAGAUAGAGUUAUCCAACCUUCGAUCAACCGGGGCCUGAUAAGUUGACGGAGAGACUGUCUUCCGCUAGGCGUUACUUUCAACCAUACAAAACAAAGGUAGACAAAUACUCUCCUCAAACGUAACAUCGUUUACGAGCUUCAGAAGGUUGUUUUCGCUUUUUGCUUCAUAAGCCAAUUGGGUUUUUAGAGGUCUGAUGUGAAUUGGUGGAGUCUAUUAUCAAUUAAAACUACGGUGUUAUAUUAAAGAAAUAAAAAACGCGCCGAGUGCAUUGUUGAGUUAUAUAAGCACGCGGAAAUUUUUAAGAACACAAGAAGCACGAGCCCAAGGAGAGUACUUCUCGCACUUAAUUCUCGAGAGUUCUUAAAAAUUCUUAAAUGCUUAUAUCACUCAACAAUGCUCGAGGAACAAGUUUUUUUAUUUCUUUUAUAAAAAGUAUCGUGAAUUGCACGCGCUCGUACCGAUGACGUAGGCUGCGUGUAUUAUAUCUCAACAGUGCACUAGUGUGACGUAAGGCGCGUAUUUAUGGAAAUAUAAUCAACUCGUUCUGACCAAUCACGGUGCGCAUUUCUCUGUACAUUCUAUAAAAGGAUUCCCAGCCCUGAGAAAAGCCAUAACAACAAACGUGGAAAAAUUCGAUAUUUUCACGUGUGUUUGAUAUCGCCAAUCAGCUGCUGAACGUCACUCGCCUUUCGCGCCACUCAGUCAGGUUGAUGAAUGAACGGCAAAGCCCUCAUGAUUUUCCGUACAAGGUAGUUUUUCGGAACUUCCUCGGAUUAUGGCGGCUAAAACACUUAAAAAAUCCGUAUCGCUCACAGACAGUGACGUUCAAACUUUCUUAGAAGGGGAAGAAAACCAAUAUACGAAAAGAAAAACCGAAAGUUACGUAUUCAGUGGCUUCGGUGUUGGCAUGUCUCGCGGCUGAGAAUGAAAAUUGACAACUGGAAGAUUUACCCUUGGCCGAUUUCGGCCGUUUACCUGAAAGACUUCUUCUGUCGGUAAGGACAAAGUCAAUAAAUGAGAAUUUUGUAAAUUGAAAAUUACGCCCAUUGUUGUUUUUAUAAUCAAGAUUCAACGCAUUUUUCCAUCUUCCUAAGAGUUAGCGCCAACGCACUGUACGAUUGUUAUUCAGGGAUUGUCGAUUAAUUUAUUUUCAUUCAUUAAUGAAGUCGGCUUUUUUUGUAUGUGAAGGGCUAUUGUGUUUAUAUGAUAAAUACAAUAAUUAGGCCGUAUUUUUUAGUCAGUGUCUUUUUCGGGGUGGGGAGAGGGAGGGGAUUCUGCUCAUUUGCAUUUUAACAAUUCAUAUUCGUAUUCCAGCUACUACAAGCCGGAGAUUCAGCCACAAAGAAACAUUAUAUCGGAUCACGUCAACGAGUAAGACUGGAAAUAAAUUUUUCAUAUCAAAGCUUACGUAUUUCUAAAGCCGAAAUGAGUCAGCAUUAUUUAUACGUUUUUCUUUAGUUCCGGAGUACAGGCUAACCCCUAUCACAGUGUCAAUCGCUUCAAGGUCGUCAGUGUCAUCUUCAGCUGUUUGGACGCCCACUGAUUUAGGUAUGAACAACUGGAACGCCUUUUUUACGUGUCCUUGUACGAAUUGAGAACUAUCAAUGUAUUUUCGAAAUUUAAGUAUAUAGAAUGAACACUGCAUUUCUUUCGUUGUCUUUUAAAACACAGGUAAACCAUGCAAGUCCACAACCCCUGAAGAGGAAACUGUAAAAGCCUCGAAGAAAUCGCGAGAAAAAAUUCGAAGUCCAGGUAAUGUUUAUCAGAUCCAGCUUCCUUAAAGUGAUAUACUUGAAAUUUCAGUGAGAUAUUGGCGAACUGAAUAAAUUUUAAUUUGCGGUUGGAAGUAAUACCUAACUCUGAUACUCUAGAGAGAAAACAAUUUUACUUUCCAAGAUGAAUGACAGAGAAAACCGCUCUAAUUUCUCGGGAUAGCUGUUUCUUUGAGCAGAUACGAAAAGAAGUGCUACCCCUUGUAAACAGUGGGUGGGUUUUACAUACCAAUUGAAUAAAAAUGAUAAUAAAUAGAUAGGUGAAUGGACCUAAAAGUAAUAAAAUUGCAUAGGUAAAAAUUUUCCGGAUUCUUCUUAUUUUAUAUGAUGCCUUUUGUCAGCUAUUAAUAUAUAGGAAAACCUUGCUUCUCUAUAAACCCAACAUAAGCUCUGAAGAAAUCGCGAGAAAAAUCUCCGGGGAUAAUUUUAUGAGUCGAAAUGACACUUCUGUCAUGAAAUAUCACGAAAAGGAAAAACGGCCCUUUAUGGUUUAUUCAGCUACAUAUUUACUCAACUUUCAAACGUUGAAUUUGGUUUUUUUGAUCUACCCAUCAGUGACACCAGGAAGUAAUAUGCAAAUAAAUCACAAGGCACAGAACACAACACCAUCUCAGGGACUGAGUCACAAAACACAGAGCAUACAUACAACACCUUCUCGGGCAAUGAGUCAGCACACUACUUCACCGGAACCAAGAAUGGAACCUAAGGAUAGAAGCUCUUACAAAAGACAAACCUCUAUUUAUCGGAAAGGCCAUAAACAACACUUCACUCUAGGAGAGAUCCUUAGUAUCAUGGGUCAGACUGCGGGAAUAAAUCAGCCUAGCGCUAAAUUGCUUUUACUCAAGACGAAGAGGACAAAACCGACCAUAGAAAAACAGAUUUCAGUGGACGACGAUGAAAUCCAACCAAAUUACAAUAUUGGUGACUUACUGGAGACCUGUUGUAAUUUGCCUCCAUUGGGGAAUAGUCUGACCACUUUAGCAAGUAAGGCGUCAAAAACUAAACAAGAAAUGGUGAUGAGCAUGCGACGACUCUUUCAGUCCGAACUAUUGAGCUCUAAGCAGAAAGGAGACUAUGUCUUCAUCGAUGGCCUGGGAAGACUGCCCGCUAAAUACCAUGACAGUCUACAAGAAACUAGGCGAAAGAUAUUUGAACUAGUGAAAAAGUGCUCAGAAAAUGAUGAGUUGUUUUCCUCAAGUAGAGUUGAGAUAGCGCAGCCAUUUACUAGUCUGCUUGAGAAUUUACUGCAGUUUUGCGCCAUCCUGGGGCCCGAGAAAGAAGUGCAUGAAACAACUCACACAUCUAGAAGAGAAACAUCUAAUCUACUGGUGGAUAAGACAAUCUCACGGAUCCAACAGAUAAGCUUCGCUAGAAAGGUGAGUUUCCAUAGCUCCAUUAGGACACUGAAAUUUACAGCCAGUAGUUGCAUGCCAAAUUGCAGUUAUUGAGCCAAAGAGAAAAAAAAAAAACUCGUUCGUUACAUCUAAUGUAGAGUUUUUGUUUGAUUGCUCUUCUUUUUUUGUCGCUGAAGAGGAGUCAACCUGAGGAUAUUGUAAAAGCACGGCCAUUCAGUUUAAACCACCACCCCACCAGUCGAGCACAUUUGGAAUUUAUUAAAUUUCUUUCAUAUGAUUGUGGCUGACAAAUCUUCCGCAAACCAUUGUAAUACUAAGGGCCAGAAAUAACAACCAUGAGAAAAUCAAACCUUCUGUGUUACAGGAGUGUAAUGUAAUAUUGGGAAGAACAUAUUUCGACUGAGUAUCCUGAAAUCAAAACCAAACACUGAAGCGUAGUGACCAAUGAAAGGUGCAAUUAGUUUUAGAUUUAAUUUUGAAUGGUCGAGUCAGACUGCUUUCAGAAAAUAAACUUAUUUUGAGAAAGGAGAGUAACACAUUGAAUUAUCAUUCAUUAGAAAACAGAUGUGCAGGCUCAACCGAUAUUUGAACAGACAUCACUUCAUCAUUGUUUGGGUCCAGACACUUGUGGACAGCGACUACUCAACUCCACACUGAUAAAGUCCAAAACAUUGAGUGAUUCACAUCUUCGGACCUCAAGGGAAACACAAGAGUUUUUAGUGAUGUCCCUACCUCACAGGUUAUCUGUUCAUACUGGUAAGUUGUCCUUUUGUGGUGUCAUUUAUCUAAAUUUUUGCCGCUGAGGUGGUUGGUUUUGAUUACAUUCUUAAAUCUACAAUUCCGAGACGAGUUUUAACUCCAUGUUCGGUCGAAGGCACGACCAUACAAUUCACUAGCUAAAUCUCAUUACCUAUUCGGAUGAUAUCGUUUGAAAAUACUGAGAUAAAACUUAAAACGCCAAACUGUUUUCAAUUAUAUACCCUUCUGGUAAGUUUGUGCCAUAUAAGGGUAGGUUCCCUUGGAUGUUUACUUUACAAACUUCCUCCCAGGCCUACUUAGGUCAGCUAGGCAUUGAAGCCAAAUGAUCGGUGUACUGGAAAAAGGUGCAAGAAUUUCGUAUUAAUCUUCCCUUUGCCCAGCACGUUAAACUGGGACAUCCCACUAAAUUGAUUCCGAAACUUGAGCAAAAAAUGAUCUUCAACAUUCUGCGUCAUCCAUUUUCAGGAAUGAAAAGGGAGGGAAAAAGUCAUUUUGGAAUAAUGGAAUUGACAUGGCGGGCUGGAACGCCAAUACCAUCAUCGGAAAGUGAGGAAUGCCAAAAAGAAAGAGCUAGUGGUCUUUCUGAACUAUCCGGUAAACCGAUAGAACUUAAGGAACACCACUGGCUGAAAGAGCCAAAGCAGAGAUCAAAAUUCAACAUUCCAAAAUCGAAAAGUGUUCCUCCACUUUCGCAUCGCAAGGUGAAGCCGUUUGCCGAAAAGCAACUUACUUUAUUUCAAGCCCUGAACAGUUUGAACAGUAAGGACUCCCUGGCAGGACUCGUCGAAUACAUUAACAACAAAAAUAUCAUCAAAAAACAAUUCCUGGGUGAAAAUGGAAACUUGUGUGGAAGUUUUACUGGUGUUCCGCAGCCUCCUCAUACAGCCACUCCUUUGUCUGUCCUUGCCUCGCCCGCUUUGAGAACGAAAAAUAAUGACUCUAUGUCGUCAGUGAAAUCGGGCGAAAGCUCUGGAAGGCGUUCGACAUUUCACGAUCAGACACAUGAUCUAACGCGUGAAAGCCUCGUGCGCAAUCUUGAUGAAUUUCAUCAUCCUCCAGUUUGGGGAUUUGGAGGACGUCCUCGAAGGCUCUAA
Messenger RNA from Pocillopora meandrina, 19225 nucleotides. NCBI's taxonomy places the organism in Eukaryota, Metazoa, Cnidaria, Anthozoa, Scleractinia, Pocilloporidae. The record is from the annotation of a GenBank genome assembly.